Molecule: messenger RNA, 1491 nt
Organism: Capronia epimyces CBS 606.96
Lineage: Eukaryota; Fungi; Ascomycota; Eurotiomycetes; Chaetothyriales; Herpotrichiellaceae
Exons: 4
Coding region: 1-1491 (496 amino acids)
Biological process (GO): transmembrane transport
Cellular component (GO): membrane
Molecular function (GO): transmembrane transporter activity
Source: RefSeq, a predicted model, not a curated record
AUGGCCUCCACCAUCGAACAAGCACCGGCCACGGCCACGGCCACGCCCACAUCCUUCACCGAGGGUGUCGGUCACGCAGAUGAGAAGAAAGUCGGGUUCGAGGUGCAGGCCCCAAGCGAAAGCUCGGCAACGAGGCCUCUGGUACGGCAGAAAUGGUAUCAAUGGUUCUCGCCGACCGACACGCCCGAGGAACGCCGACUCCUCCUCAAGCUCGACGGCAUGAUCAUGGUCUUUGUCUUCCUGGCAUACUGGGCCAAGGUGUUGGAUUCGUCCGCCACCAGCACGGCGUAUGUAAGUGGGAUGAAGGAGGAUUUGCACCUCUACGGCAAUCAACUGAACUACAUGAACACGGUGUAUAUGGUUGGCUUUAUCGUGAUGCAAAUCCCGCUGACGUUGUUGAUGACCCGGUUCCCGGUCAACUACUUCCUCCCGGCCGCCGACUGCCUCUGGGGAGUCUUCACGCUCGCUCAGUACAAGGUCAGCAACAUCCACCAGCUGUACGCGCUGCGCUUCUUUGUCGGCGCCCUCGGCGGCUUCUUCUUCCCCGCGGUGCAGUGGUACCUGGGAAGCUGGUACAAGCGGUCCGAGCUGAACCGUCGAGGCGCCAUCUUCUUCAUCGCCAGUCAGGUCGGCAGCAUGAGCUCGGGAUACAUCCAGGCGGGCGCGUAUGCCAGCUUGAACGGCCGGCUGGGGAUUCAAGGGUGGAGAUGGUUGUACAUCAUCUGUUUCGCCUGUACCAUCCCGAUUGCCCUUCUCGGACUCCUCCUCCUACCCAGCACGCCUGAACACUGCAACUCCAAGUUCCUCACCGCGCGCGAGAUCCAACUGGCGCAAGAACGCAUGGCGGCCGAACACCGGGAGCCGCGCCAGCCAUUCACGCUGCCCAAGCUGAUGCACAUUCUCCGCGGCUGGCAUGUGUGGGUGCUGGUCGGCUUUGCCUUUUUCUUCUCGCAGGCCGACGGCGUCUCGUCCAACAGCGGCCUGCCCCUCUGGCUCAAGGCGGAAGGGUACUCGGUCGAGAACAUCAACACCAUCACCACCGUGUCGCCCGCCGUCACCAUCGUCGCGUCGGUCGUGUGUGGCAUCCUGGCCGACGCCUACGACGGCGCCAAGGUCUGGCUGAUCGCCAUCACGGCCCUGCUCAACAUCUUCGCCGGCAUCGUCCUGGCCAUCUGGAACGUCCCGGAAGGCCUGAAGUUCUUCGCCUUCUUCCUGGCCGGCACCGCCGACGGAAUUGCCGCCAUCAUCUAUGCCUGGGCCAAUGAGAUCUGUGCCCAUGAUGCCGAAGAGCGCGCGCUGGUCGUCAGUGCCAUGAAUACCAUUGGGAACACGUUUGGAGCCUGGAUUCCUCUUCUGGUGUGGAAGACAGUCCAGGCGCCACGAUAUCUCAUCGGAUAUUGCUGGACCAUUGCCCUCGACGUGUGCAUGCUCAUCAUGCUCGUCGUCCUCAAUCAAUUCUGGAAGCGGGAGAAACGCGCGAACCGAGAAUAA